Molecule: messenger RNA, 1786 nt
Organism: Heterotrigona itama
Lineage: Eukaryota; Metazoa; Arthropoda; Insecta; Hymenoptera; Apidae
Source: the annotation of a GenBank genome assembly
AUGGUGGUUAUAGGUUUAGGUUAGGUUAGUUUCAAUAGACGUUUUAAAAAGUUUUCGUAAAAUACAUGUGACGUAUUCAUCAAAGGAACAUGAAUCGUUGCAUGAUUUUUCAAGAGACAAUCAACGUGUUAUAUUCUCAAUGUUAUGGUAUUCAACUUUCUCGAAACGUUUGAAUUUUCCCGCGACACGAGAGGCGUCUGUCAAAAACCGCACGAAAUAAUCUAAAUAAUGUAACAUAACCUACGCAUUAUGUGUCCUCGACUAAACAAAAUUUUUACGUUUUUUUGUCGGUUCAACGCGUACGAGUCGAUAAAACAAACUUUGGAAUUACCGAUUGUUCCUGAAAUGUUACAUUUUCCCCGGCAGAGAUGAAUGAAAACUAUCACAGUGUAUCAGUUCACAAAAAUUUCCAGUGCUUUGUUUACCAACUUUUCUAGCCACGUGUCUUUUAUUUUCGCAUCGACGCGUGAUUGCAACAUGCAAAAUCCGGGAAUCAUUAGCUAUAAUUAGCCUGUGUUAGGUUGUUAGGUGAUUGAAUAUGUCACAAACAACUACGAUUACGAUCCUUACGUUCUAAAUUAGCUUAACUAUCGGUACUCAAUUCUUCAUCGGUUAAGAAGAUUACUUCAAUAAAAAGAGUAUACAAGUUUUUCCCUCAAUUACAGAGUUUCCCGCAAUUUUUUGCACGACGAUAAAUUUCGUCGCUCUAUCGAAGCAGAAUAUUUAAUAUUAACAUUUUUGAAAAUAUUCUUGACUGUCAUUUGCAUCAUAGACAUCGUUACACUGAAGGCAAUAUAAAUAAAUAUAUAUUGUUUUCCAAAGUUAUUAUUCUUGCAUUUUCAUUUCAAUUUAUUCGUCUUAACACAUUGUUGACCGGUUUGCACUAGCUAUUUUAAUUUUUGACAUAAACAGGCUAUUGUGAAAUCUUUUCAAUCGUGUUUUAUUAUUAUAAAAAAAAAAAUUACUUUUAUUGCUAUCUAGGCUCUUAUGAUGAAUUAUAUGCAGUAUACAAUAGUGCGAGUGAUCUUGAAAUAUAUCGUAGUGAUGUGAGAAUUGAUAGAGUUUAUCAAGACUUAUGCAAAUUUGCAAAACCUAUUACCAUUGUACGUAGGUGUCGCUAUACGUAGUUUAUCGCAGCAAAAAAGAAAUUACUGAAAUAAUAUUACACGUGUAAAAUAUAAUAUACAAAGUUACGAGAAAUAUACAAAGUUCUAUUCAAGUUCAUUCAAAUGUAUUGAAUAAUUUAUUCAGAUUGUUUCACUUCACAGGUGAAUUGCCGGUCAACAACGUGUUGGGAAACCUAACCUAAACCUGGUUUAUUAGAACAAACAAGCAAUUCUUUCCCUCCAAUGGAAACUGUAGAUUUUCGUGCGAAUUGAACGUGAAAUCAAAAGAAGAAACAGGGUUGAUACAGGUAGAAUAUUUAUUAAAUAAAAAAAAUCAUAAAUAUCGAUAAAUUGCCCGUACAAAAUAUAAAACACCUGGUCGGUAUUCUUUGCAUUCCGGCAUUUUUCAUCUAUGUAUAUUUCGAUGAAAAGGAAGAAAGAUCAUCGGCAAAACGAGACCAGAAUGCAAAGUGAGCACCAAAAAAGAAAAAAGGCACGUCGUAGAAACUUUGGCAGUGCGUCGAAGUUUCGUGGUUUCUAAGACUAGCGCUGAUCUUUUGACAAUUGACAAUGAAGUGAAUAACGGGAGGAGCAACGCUGACUAUAAUAUAGCUUGAAACUGUCAUUAGGAUGAGGACGAGCUUGAAGGAAAAUGGUGGCAGUGUGGAUGGAAAUUUUCA